AUGGGGUCAUUGGGUCGGAGGAGCAUGUGCACGGUGGCGAAAGCGGUGGCAGAAAUCACAGGCACCGGCAACACCAAGAUCCGCAAAUCUUCCAGUGAACUCUGCACCUUCCUUGGCAUCCCUCACCAGUCUCGUUCCGAGAUUGCCCUUAUUCUCUCCAAGUUCAUCAAACUCUACAAUUUCCGGAGUCCUGGUAUUAAGAAGGACAAGAUUUGGGAGCAGAAUUUGCAAACGCUAUUGCGUGGAAGAAACAGUGUUGGUUUUCCUGAGAUUGCUAAGAUCCUGUCUUCAGAAUUCAGCCAGGGUGCCAUUAAUUUGAAGGACAAUAACAUGGAUUCUUCAAUGGAUAACGCAAAGGGCAAAGGUUCUCAAAAGAAAGGGAAGCAUUCUAAGAAGAAGUAG
Sphenostylis stenocarpa is the source of this 402-nucleotide messenger RNA. The record is from the annotation of a GenBank genome assembly. NCBI's taxonomy places the organism in Eukaryota, Viridiplantae, Streptophyta, Magnoliopsida, Fabales, Fabaceae.